AUAUUUUCUCUGCAGAAUUAUUAUUAGUUCUUAAUUUUCACUGAGCCUUAUUCUCUCUUUCUCAUGUUCCCGUUCUUAAGUGGUCGGGGAAAGUUUAGGGAUUUCUUUGUCGCCGGUGUGAUUGAGUUGAUGCGCGCAAUGGUGAGGGCAGAAUGAGACUUGGGCAAGGGGAACCGAUAUUGAAGGCGAUAUAAGCGGGGAUUAGCCUAAGUUUCUGUUUCUGAAAUAUCGAGGUUAUGAUAGUUGGUGAAAAUGGAUUUGGUGGCAUUGGAGUUUUGAUAGGAAGUGUUGUAGUUUGGUGAAUCGAUGGACUUGGUAAUACCCAAAAUACAGUUUUGCUCAUAUAAUCACUUCCACCGAGAAAGCUGUAGCAUUGGUUCUUCAUUCAAUUCGGUGAGAGUAUGUAAUAUGGCCUGCAGAUCUGAAUUAUUUGUUCUGCUUCGUGAUAUUAGGGCUAUUUACAUUGGAAAACCUAAUGGCACUUGCUCUAGAAAGCAUUUGGGCAGUUGCUUGUUUGCUGUUUCCAAAUAUGAAAAUUGCGGUUUGAAAGGUAAUCUUCAACAAUUUGAAAGAUUCCCAAAAGGUGAUUUAAAUGGGAUGGAAUCCUACCCAGAUGGGGUCAAUUCUUCCCUGAGUUUUGAGGAUUCUGAGAAUGAUCAUCUCCGCAUGUUGAUUAAAAACGGGGAAUUGGAAGAAGGUUCUAAGUUUCUUGAGUAUAUGACUAACAAAGGCAGUAUGCCUGACGUCAUUGCUUGUACUGCUUUAAUUCAUCAGUUCUGUAAGAUUGGCAGGACUAAGAAGGCAACUCAAAUAAUGGGAAUUUUGGACGAGUCUGGAGCAGUUGAUGUAACAAUGUACAAUGUUCUGAUCGGUGGUUAUUGCAAAUCUGGGGAGAUAAAGGAAGCCUUGCGGGUUUUAGAUCGGAUGAGUGUUACUCCAAAUUCUGAUACUUAUGAUACAAUUUUUCAUAGCUUGUGUGAUAGAAGGAAAUUGAAGCAAGCCUGGGAAGUCUCUGACAUAGAGCUGCAAAGCAAGUGUUACCCAGAUGUAGUUACGUACACUGAAUUGAUUGAUGCCACCUGUAAAGAAAAUGGUGUUGGUCAGUCAAUGAAGCUGUUAAUUGAGAUGAUGAGCAAAGGAUGCAAGCCUAAUGUGGUUACAUACAAUGUUCUUAUAAAAUGGAUAUGCAAUGAAGGUAGGUUGGAUGAAGCAAUUAGAUUUUUAAACAAAUUGCCAUCCUAUAGUUGUAAUCCUGAUGUGAUUUCUUAUACUAUUAUCUUGCACAGCUUGUGUAGUGGUGGAAGAUGGAUGGAUGCUAUGAAACUAUUGGCUAGCAUGCUUCGCAAAGGGUGUUCCCCAAGUGUUGUUACUUUCAAUAUCUUGAUUAAAUUCUUUUGCCAAAAAGGAUUACUAGGUAAAGCCCUUAAUGUCUUGGAGAUGAUGCCAAAGCAUGGUUGUAAACCUAAUUCCAGAAGUUACAAUCCAUUGAUUGAAGGGUUUUGUAACGAGAAAAGUGUUGAUAGAGCAAUUGAGUACUUAGAAAUAAUGGUAUCCAGGGGAUGUUACCCAGAUAUAGUGACCUAUAACAUUUUUCUGACUGCAUUAUGCAAAGAUGGGAAGGUGGAUGAUGCUGUUCAGAUACUGAACCAACUAAGUUCCAAGGGAUGCAUUUCUUCUUUAAUCACUUAUAAUAUAGUGAUUGACGGGCUUUUGACAGUUGGAAAAACAGAGCGUGCUGUGGAACUCUUUGAAGAGACGAGCAGAAAAGGUCUUGAACCUGAUAUAAUUACUUACAGUACAAUCAUUGAUGGGCUUUUAAAGGUGGGAAAAACUGAACAUGCUCUACAACUCUUGGAAGAGGUGUGCAGAAAGGGUAUGAAGCCUAAUCUAAUUACUUUCACAUCCGUGGUAGGUGGGCUCAGUCGUAUAGGAAAGGUUCAUGAAGCAAUACAAGUUUUCAAUUAUCUGGAAGGAUUAGGUAUUACACCCAAUGCAUUCAUUUAUAACUCAAUAAUGAUGGGACUAUGUAAAACUCAGCAAACCAGCCGUGCCAUUGAUUUUCUUGCUUAUAUGGUAGCAAAUGGAUGUAAACCUACUGAGGCUACCUAUAAAAUUCUUCUAAAAGGCAUUACUUGUGAAGGAUUUCCUGAGGAGGCUUCCAAGUUAUGGAAUGAGUUGUACUCCAAAGGACUCGUAAAGACAAGUUUGGUGGAAAAAAUAACAGUCAAGAUACAGAAGAAAACAUCAAUGACAACAGCAAAAUCAACCCAUUAAGUUGUGUUGUUUAGGUUACUUGGCAACAUGGUUUGGUCGAUCCCUCUUGAGUUCUGUCAAUACCAAACUAUCAAUAAAAUCAACUGUGAAUUUUGAUAUAUAUAUAUAUAUAUAUAUACACACGAAGCAAUCUAUAUGUAAGAUACAAUGCACUACUAAAUAGUUCUUCCCAUUUGUGCACUUAGAUUUAGUUGUCCUUCUGUCUUAGUAGUGUCCUCUGCUCACUUGGUCCAGAUUAUAGAUUUUUUAUGUUUUAGGGAGAGCAGAUAGUAAAUUUUAAGUAGAUUUUGUUGAGCUUUUACUUAUGGUGAAACGAAAAAGACUAGGUCAAUUUGGUGACUGCCCCCUUCCCUAAAAAUGAAACUCAAGCUUUUCCUUGUUCUAUACAAAAAAUAAAAGAUCUUGGAGCUCAACUAUGGUUUGAUUGAAAUAAAAUUCUGACCUAUUUGUGUCAGCAAAUUA
This is a messenger RNA of Vigna unguiculata (cowpea), 2736 nucleotides long. RefSeq lists its product as uncharacterized. Gene Ontology annotation, molecular function: protein binding. The record is from RefSeq and is a predicted model, not a curated record. Lineage: Eukaryota; Viridiplantae; Streptophyta; Magnoliopsida; Fabales; Fabaceae.